Messenger RNA from [Candida] anglica, 534 nucleotides. Lineage: Eukaryota; Fungi; Ascomycota; Pichiomycetes; Serinales; Debaryomycetaceae. The record is from the annotation of a GenBank genome assembly.
AUGGACAGUUCUCAAGACCCAAAACACCUUGUUAGUGUGUACAAGAAGAACGGCUCUUUUGAUAAGCGUCGGAGAGUUUUAUUGGACAACUUCAAGUCAUCCGAAACACAUGCCAAUCUCAUGCUCAAAUUGAAGAUGAUUGUCGAAGGUAAGAUCAAAAAUGACCCUUCCAUACUCAUGAAGAAUAGAGGCAAGGUAGGUGCCUUGAUCCAGGGGAAUAUCAUCCAACAGAAGACGUCAGAUAGUAUUCUCAGCAUUGUAGAUAAAGAUAUUCAGGAAAAGAUUAUCGAUUCUCCAGAAUUUCAUGAAGUACUUAGGGACGAACUAGGAGACAUCAAGAGACGACUUAUGGGGGUCAGUGAUGAAGACUGGGAGCGUCAGAAGGAAGAGGAGAAGGCGGCAAAGCGAUCUGAAGCAGAGGAAAUGGAUCGUAUAAAGAAGGAGGAGGGUGAGACUAACUUUAGUGGCUAUAAACUUAAGCCAGGGAAGGUCAUGAAGGCACCAACGAUUAAAUUGGGACAAUUGAAGUAUUAG